UCGACCCUCCUCUGAGUCGGAUUCGCCGACAUCUUUCUCGCAACUGAGUCCGGAGGAUAGUGACAGACGCUUUCAGAACAAAAAGUUUGAAUUACUUUUAUCUUCGAAUAUCUCCAGCUUGUCACUGGUAAAUAACUUAUGAACAGUUAGUUUCCAUGUGAAUCUUUUCCAAGAAACGUAUCCUACUCUCUUGUUAUGAUCUUCACCAGCUGGUCAUCUUAAAUAUGAAAGGGAAGCUCUAACCGAGCAUUGCAGUGUUUGUCAGCCAAUAGUGCAUCCAGAUAAUUGCACCAUCAUGGCAUAGGAAACACUUAUCACCAUCGAGAAGAAUGAAAGGUAAAAAGUCGCACGAUUUUUUGCCCAACCGGGUGGAAACUGUAAAAACUGUCGAGUUGAAGGCCUUUGCUAUCCCACGAAUUUCUGGCCAUAAGACGGGCACUGAGACAACAACAUUCACAUCAUUUGAUUGGUUAUGGAAAAGAUUUGUCAGCAGCCAAUCAUUAGCCAAAACAGAAACGGACUCUUUGAGCUCAGAAUCUCACAGCAAUCUCACAGACUGUUCCGAAGUCGAGACCCUCCAGUCUGGAGAAGAAGUGGUCACAAUCGUGCCAUCUGAAAGCCGAGGUCGUCGUGAAAAUGGAGGACAUGGUCUGGACAUGGGAGAAAAAACAGAAGGUCCGCUCCGCAGGCGUCGCUGCAUCAUUUUAUUGGUCGUUGUCGUCUGUUUUCUCGUCAUUUCCACCGCAGUCAUCACCGGAGUGCUCCUUACCGUACACUCACACGGAACAGCAAUGGCAAGUCAAGGAUCGACAACUACCAACAAGGUAUUCUUGUCAGCAACAAUCACUAUUACAGACAAUGCAAGUAGACAUUUGAUGACUUCACCCAGCGUGAACUUAACGACAUUCAUCAGAAGCACAAACAUCAGUGAAACUACUCGUUCAUGGAUUACUAGCAGUGUCAUCUCUCCAGUCCAAAGUAUUCCAAGCAGUGUCAGUGAAACUACCUUUACAUCGACUACUGACUCCUCCACCAAAACCAUUACAGCCAGCAUCAGUAACUCAACCCCUUUGUUCACUUCUGACAGUGUCAACUCUCCAUCCCAAACCUUUACAAGAAGUGUCAGUGAAACUAUUCCAUCGUGGACUACUGGCAGGGUCAUCUCUCGAGAAAAAACCACCACAGGCAGUAUAAGGGGAACUAAUCCAUCAACGAAUAUUAUGAAUGUCAUUUCUUCAAACCAAGUAAUUAAAGACAACAUCAACACCACAACAUCGUCUGCUUCAGUUACCAACACCACAACGUCGUCUGCCUUAAUAAACAGCACCAGACAAUCUCCUUCCUUAAUAAACAUCAGCACAGCGUCGUCUGCCUCAGUUACAAACAGCACUACGUCGUCUAACUUAAUAAACAGCAGCACAGCGUCGUCUGCCUCAGUUACAAAAAGUACUACGUCGUCUAACUUAACAAACAGCAGCACAGCGUCGUCUGCCUCAGUUACCAACAGCACUACGUCGUCUAACUUAACAAACAGCAGCACUACGUCGUCUGCCUCAGUUAGCAACAGCACAACGUCGUCUAACUUAAUAAACAGCAGCACUACGUCGUCUGCCUCAGUUAGCAACAGCACAACGUCGUCUAACUUAAUAAACAACAGCACAACGUCGUCUGCCUCAGUUAGCAACAGCACAACGUUGUCUGCCUCAGAUAGCAACACCACAACGUCGUCUAACUUAAUAAACAGCAGCACAACGUCGUCUGCCUCAGUUAGCAAAAGCACAACGUCGUCUAACUUAAUAAACAGCAGCACAACGUCGUCUGCCUCAGUUACCAACAGCACUACGUCGUCUGCCUCAGUUAGCAACACCACAACGUCGUCUAACUUAAUAAACAGCAGCACUACGUCGUCUGCCUCAGUUAGCAACAGCACAAAGUCGUCUAACUUAAUAAACAGCAGCACUACGUCGUCUGCCUCAGUUAGCAACACCACAACGUCGUCUAACUUAAUAAACAGCAGCACUACGUCGUCUGCCUCAGUUAGCAACAGCACAAUGUCGUCUAACUUAAAAAACAGCAGCACAACGUCGUCUGCCUCAGUUAGCAGCACCACAACGUCGUCUGCCUCAGUUACCAACAGCACUACGUCGUCUGCCUCAGUUACCAACAGCACUACGUCGCCUGCCUCAGUUACGAACAGCACAACGUCAUCUGCCUCAGUUACCAACAGCACUACGUCGCCUGCCUCAGUUACCAACAGCACAACGUCAUCUGCCUCAGUUACCAACAGCACUAGCACAACGUCGUCUGCCUCAGUUAGCAACAGCACAACGUCGUCUGCCUCAGUUACCAACAGCACUACGUCGCCUUCCUCAGUUAUCAACAGCACAACGUCGUCUGCCUCAGUUACCAACAGCACAACGUCGUCUAACUUAAUAAACAGCAGCACAACGUCGUCUGCCUCAGUUAGCAACAUCACAACGUCGUCUAACUUAAUAAACAGCAGCACAACGUCGUCUGCCUCAGUUACCAACAGCACUACGUCGCCUGCCUCAGGUACCAACAGCACAACGUCGCCUGCCUCAGUUACCAACACCACAACGUCGCCUGCCUUAGUUACCAACAGCACAACGUCGUCUGCCUCAGUUACCAACAGCACAACGUCGCCUGCCUCAGUUACCAACAGCGCAACGUCGCCUGCCUCAGUUACCAACAUGUGA
Molecule: messenger RNA, 2717 nt
Organism: Pomacea canaliculata
Lineage: Eukaryota; Metazoa; Mollusca; Gastropoda; Architaenioglossa; Ampullariidae
Product: putative GPI-anchored protein pfl2
Exons: 5
Coding region: 330-2717 (795 amino acids)
Source: RefSeq, a predicted model, not a curated record